Messenger RNA from Rhipicephalus sanguineus (brown dog tick), 4995 nucleotides. RefSeq lists its product as uncharacterized. Lineage: Eukaryota; Metazoa; Arthropoda; Arachnida; Ixodida; Ixodidae. The transcript is spliced from 2 exons. Gene Ontology annotation, molecular function: RNA-DNA hybrid ribonuclease activity; nucleic acid binding; zinc ion binding. The record is from RefSeq and is a predicted model, not a curated record. The coding region runs from base 1 to 4995 and encodes 1664 amino acids.
AUGGAGUAUAUUGUCGAAGGACAGGACGUGUCCCCCGAGGAACUCUCGGACGAAUCCUGGCAGUCCCCAGGCCUCCGCGCCCAAGAGCAACGCCGCGCAGCCUUGCGCCUUGCCACCGCCGCAGCUAAGCCCACCACCACGCCGGCUUCUCUGCCUUCGUCGAAGCGGGUAAAUGCAUCGCCUCCGCAGCACCGCCGCCGCGCUCCGCUCCCUCGUCUCCCGGCGGACACGAUUCACAUCGUCGGCCGCCCCAAAAGCCCCGUAGAACUCACCAAGCUCCAGCCUUGGCACUUGUACAGCGCCUUGCUGCAAGCAGCGUGCCUGCAAGACCUCCCGCCCGCAUCUCGCGACACGGUGCGGAUCCACCCCGUCAACAACACUUUUACGCUCAGCGUCGCGGACUCGGCUCGUGCUCAAGCAUACCUCCGCAUCACCUCCCUCACGGUUUCCGGCAACACUUUCCCCGUCCACCUUUACGCCCCACCGCCAGACGAUGCCCUCAGGGGCACACUGUACCACGCCUUCGACGACUUCACCGACCAAGCCAUCCUUGAAGACCUUCAGGCAAGCAAUCCUACCCUCUCUGUUGUGGGCGGCCGCCGCAUGGGCAAGGCCCCUCACAUCUUGGUCACCCUCAUGGAGCCGAAACUACCGCGGUGGAUCUUCUACCACGGUGUCCAGCUUCGCCUCCUUCCGUUCCGCAACAAGGUGGAAGCCUGCUACAAUUGCCGCUCGACCGGCCACCGGACCGACGUGUGCCCCAAGCCGCGGCAGGAGCGGUGCCAUCGGUGCGGCGCUGCUCACCCCACACCGCCCGAAGUAUCUCCACCCACUUGCAACCCCCGCUGCAUCGUCUGCAAUGGGAAUCACUCCACGUACAGUUCCAACUGUAAACACCGCUACGUGCAGCGCCCUCAACGCCAGAAGGCCCCGGUACCUGACACACACCCCUCGCCACAACAGCCUGUUCCGCCCGCAGCGGCAGUGCGCUCUUCCCAGCAAGCAGCAAGUGGUCCCUCACCAGAUCCACCGCCCAAGUUGGUUACUGCCUCUCCGCCCCCCGUACCAGCGGUGCCUAAACCCGCAUCACAGCCCAUGAAUUCGACAUGGCCCCGCGGCGCCCCCGGCUUGCCCUCGGAGCCGCAGGUUGUUGCACUGCAGCAAGAAAACGCCUCCCUCCGACAGCAGGUCACUGCACAAAGCGCUCAAAUUGCAGCUCAGAAGACCCAAAUUGAUUCCCUCCAAGCGAAACUGCAAGCUCUUGAAGAGAAGCUGGAAUCAGCCAUCACAGUGAAAUCCUCUCUGCCCUCUACCAUUUGCUCCUCCUCCGACAUGGACGUUCAGACUCCCGAAGGAUGCACUGGCAAGCGCCGUCGACCCAACACUCCCCUUGAAUCUCUUCACCUUUCUGAAGAGGUCCAGGUAUCCAUCAAGACGGCCUUGGUGGAUCUUGAAAAGCGGUUGGAUAGCCGCUUCAACUCCGUCCACCAGCUUCUCACUGCACAGCACGAAGCUCUAAAUUCCCUGCGCACAGACUUCGCCGCCUACCCCCCCGCCACGUCCUUCCAAUCUCUACAGUCAACAGUUGAUGGCCUACAAACUGCCAUGCUUGGAAGCAUCCGAGCAAACCCACCCCUCCAUGCCCGCACCACCACCUCCUCCGGCGCCGCCCGAACCUCGCAAACACCGGCCGAGCAACGUGAACAGCCCUCUCUGUUUAUUCUCAACGUGUACAACCCCCCUCGCUCCACUGAAGAUGCGUCUCUCCUAGCCUUGCUCCGUGCCGCUGCAGCGAAAGCAGCCAAAUCACUCCUUCUUAUUCUCGGCGACUUCAACGUCAAGCAUCCGGACUGGGGUUACUCGAAGGCAGAUGGCCCCGGAAGGAGGCUGUGGCAGCUCGCUCACGACCUCAACCUUUCCCUGCUCACCGACCCCACGCAACUAACGCGCAUCGGCAACAGUGUGUGCCGCGAUACCACCCCGGACCUCAGCUUCUGCCGCAGCGUGCGCGACGCGCGCUGGUCUAACACGCAUCAGUCCCUCGGCAGUGACCACUAUGUCCUCACCAUUCAAGUUCUCACCUCCCCCAGCAAUCCGCGCCCACACACGGCCCGCUAUACAGACUGGGACGCUUUCCGAGAACGCCGGUUGCACUCCGCCACUUCCAACAUCGAGGACCUCUCGACGUGGACCGACCAGCUGCUAGCGGACCUCGACGCAGUCACCGCCUCGAUCCCCACCACGGAGGACCAUCCGGCAACUGACGCCCGUCUUGCCCACCUGUGGGCCGCCUGCACCGGCCUUUGCAACCGUUGGCAGAAGCAACGUCACAACCAUCGCUUACGCCGCCGCAUCGCGCACCUCGAUCGUACGAUCGAGCAACACACCACCGCGCUCGCCCGCCAACAGUGGGAGCAGCUCUGCUGGGGUCUCUCUGGUCAGUUGGGCUGCAAAGAGUCCUGGCAUCUCCUCCGCCACCUCCUCGACCCUGCUUCCGCCAAGUCGGUCGCUCGGCAGCAGUUACAACGAGUGGUCCGGGCUUACCCCGGCGACACUCCGUCGCUGAUGGCAGACCUGUCCGCCAAAUACCUUCAGCUUCUGCCUCCUGGCACACCUCCUCCCCCUCUCGCGUCCUACUCUGGGGCCCCCAACCCAGUACUGGACGCCGAUAUCACGGAAGCGGAGGUCUACGCGGCAUUACAGAAGCUCCGCACCACUUCCGCCCCCGGCCCAGAUCGCAUCCCCAACAAGCUCCUCCGAAACCUCGACGCCCCUUCGGUUGCUACCCUCACUUCGUUCCUCAACGAGUGCUGGCGCUCCGGCAACCUCCCCCAAUCAUGGAAACACGCUCGCGUGGCUUUCAUCCCCAAGCCGGGCAAGAAACUCACAAUCGAGAAUCUCAGGCCCAUUUCACUCACCUCGUGCGUCGGAAAGCUUCUAGAACAUGUCGUUCUCGCUCGCUUGCAAACGUACACGGACGCACACCAUCUCCUUCCCCACACCAUGCUUGGUUUCCGCCCCCACCUAUCCACGCAAGAUGCCCUCUUACAACUCCACCAUGAUCUCCUCGACCCACCCACAUUUUCAGACACAAAGGCUCUCCUUAGCCUGGACCUUCACAAGGCGUUCGACCACGUCUCCCAUUCGGCUAUCCUUGCCGAACUCGCAGCCCUCAACCCCGGCACCCGCACCUACAACUACAUUCGCGCGUUCCUCACCGCCCGCACGGCCGAAAUCAUCAUAGGGGACCUCCCGUCUCCUACGUACGAGCUUGGCCCUCGUGGCACCCCUCAGGGCGCCGUCUUGUUGCCUUUUCUAUUCAAUCUUGUCCUCCGCUCGCUUCCUGGCAAGCUGGACCGUAUCCCCGGUCUUAAACACACCCUGUACGCGGACGAUAUUGCUCUCUGGGUCACGUCGGGCUCUGACGGCCAUAUCGAGCAGACGUUGCAACGCGCAACCGACGUCGUCACGUCCCACGUGCACGCGGCCGGUCUUACUUGCUCAGCGGCCAAAUCGGCCCUUCUUCUCAUGCGGCCUCCCGACCGGCGUCGCUACAAAGCUCCCCACCCCACCAUCACGGUUCAUGCCAACUCUACUCCUGUCCCCGUCGUUUCGCAUCUCCGCGUGCUCGGGCUGAUCCUACAGUCCAACCGCCAUAAUACACACACCAUAGACAAGCUCUCGCUCUCGGUGCAGCAGACCGCACGUAUACUCGCCCGUGUCCGUGCGCGGCGUGAGGGCAUGCGAGAACACGAUCUACUUCGCCUUGUCGACGCUUUCGUCGUUUCCCGCCUCACGUACGGCCUUCCUUAUACACGUCUCCUUAAAUCGGAACGCGAUAAAAUUGACGUCCUCAUCCGCCGGGCAUACAAGACUGCCCUCGGCCUUCCCCCCAACACGUCCACCGAUCGUCUUCUCCGUUUGGGUGUACACAACACGCUCGACGAGUUGAUUGAGGCUCACCGCUCCGCUCAAGUGCAACGCCUUUACCGUUCGCCGACCGGUCGCCACAUCCUUUCCUCCAUCGGCCACGACACCUCCUCCCACCCUCCGGAUCUGGUCUCAUUACCCGAUGCUAUUCGAGCGGCGUUCUACAUCAAGCCGCUACCUAAGAAUAUGCUGGCGGGCCACCACGACGCUCGCCGCCAAGCCCGUGCCGCCAUGCUUCAAGCAAAGUACGCCGACCACCCGGCCGUCGCCUACGUAGAUGCGGCCCGAUACAAUGCACGCAGGGACGCCUUCGUAGUCGUUUCCGUGUCGCCCUCCUCAGCUCCUUUGGGGCCGAUCAUCACGGCUGGCACCGUCAGAACGCCUUACGCCGUCGAGGCGGAGGAAGUGGCCAUUGCUUUGGCCGCGACCUCGGCUGACGCAAGCGUCAUAAUCAGCCACUCCAAACAAGCCAUUUCCAAUUUCGCGCGAGGUCUCGUCUCGCCUACCACUUUACGGCUACUUCGGCCCCUACUGCAGCAAGAUGAGCAGUGCCGCAUAGAACUGAUCUGGGUCCCCGCCCACUCGGGUCACCCCGGCAACGAGACAGCUCACCAACGCGCUCGAGGAUUCGUCGACCGAGCGGUGGGCCACUCAGAGUCGGACGCCCUGGUGCCGGAGCCCCUGGUCACCUACCACGACAUCACUCAGCACUAUCGCCUCGAGCGAUAUUUCUAUUCACAUCCUCACAGCAGCCUUCCCAAGCGGUCCGAGAUCGCCUGGCGUCGCCUCCAGACCCGCACCUUCCCGUGCCCCCUCGUGUUUUCAUACAUGCACCCAGGUGCCAUCGAUCCACGCUGCUGCAUGUGCGGCAACGUUGCCUCGUUGAACCACAUCCUCUGUGGCUGCCCGGAGGAUCCCCCGCCCGCCGACCUCCUUUGCUCACCCCCCACCGAGGAACAAUGGGAGGCCCUUCUCUCCAGCAACGAGAGAGACAUCCAGACACGGGUCCUGAAACGAGCAGAAGAAGUCAUCGAGAAGCACAGCCUGGCAGCCUUCGUGGCUUAG